Anisakis simplex (herring worm) is the source of this 354-nucleotide messenger RNA. The record is from the annotation of a GenBank genome assembly. NCBI's taxonomy places the organism in Eukaryota, Metazoa, Nematoda, Chromadorea, Rhabditida, Anisakidae.
AUGCAGGCAUUGCUUCAUCUUGGCCCAACACUCGUAACUCUCGAAGCACAACUCAAAAAUAGUAAUAGUAACAACAACAACAACACUCAUAAUCACACAAACGAUGGUAAUCUGUCAAACGGUAAACAGAUGACUUUAUCGAAGAUGAAGAGUAUUGAAGACUAUUCUGAAUGUUCUGACGAAAGCAUUGGAUCUGAGUCAGAGAAUGGUGGGUCACCAGUACCCGAUUUGGCUAUGCAAACGUCGAUGAGCACCAAUCGAAAUGGAAAACCGAAAUCAGCAAUCUCACAAAUCCACGAAUGUGCGUUACAAAUGCGAAUGAAUGUUGAAUUCGAGGUUGGUUUCAUUUUUUGA